UUGGCGGGUUUGGCCAUGGCCGCUGCCCGACCUGCACGGGGGCCCGAGCUGCCUUUCCUGGGGCUGCUGCUGCUGGUGCUGGGCGUCCCGGGCCGGGGGGCGGCCUUGAGCGGGAACGCUACAGGGCCUGGGCCUCGGGGCGCCGGCGGGAGCGCCAGGAGGAGCGCGGCGGGGACCGGCCCUCCGCCGCUGCUGAGCCACUGUGGCCGGGCCGCCCCCUGCGAGCCGCUGCGCUACAACGUGUGCCUGGGCUCGGCGCUGCCCUACGGCGCCACCUCCACGCUGCUGGCUGGAGACUCCGACUCCCAGGAAGAAGCUCAUGGCAAGCUCGUGCUCUGGUCCGGCCUCCGGAAUGCCCCCCGCUGCUGGGCAGUGAUCCAGCCCCUGCUGUGUGCUGUAUACAUGCCCAAGUGCGAAAAUGACCGGGUGGAGCUCCCCAGCCGAACCCUCUGCCAGGCCACACGAGGCCCCUGUGCCAUUGUGGAGCGGGAGCGGGGCUGGCCUGACUUCCUGCGCUGUACCCCCGACCACUUCCCUGAAGGCUGCCCGAAUGAGGUGCAGAACAUCAAGUUCAACAGCUCAGGGCAGUGUGAAGCGCCCUUGGUGCGGACCGACAACCCCAAGAGCUGGUAUGAGGAUGUGGAGGGCUGCGGGAUCCAGUGCCAGAACCCGCUGUUCACAGAGGCAGAGCACCAGGACAUGCACAGCUACAUUGCCACCUUUGGUGCCGUCACGGGCCUCUGCACGCUCUUCACCCUGGCCACCUUCGUGGCUGAUUGGCGGAACUCUAAUCGCUACCCCGCAGUUAUUCUCUUCUACGUCAAUGCGUGUUUCUUCGUGGGCAGCAUUGGCUGGCUGGCCCAAUUCAUGGAUGGUGCCCGCCGAGAGAUCGUGUGCCGAGCCGAUGGCACCAUGAGGCUUGGGGAGCCCACCUCCAAUGAGACCCUGUCCUGUGUCAUCAUCUUUGUCAUCGUAUACUAUGCCCUGAUGGCUGGCGUGGUCUGGUUUGUGGUCCUCACCUAUGCCUGGCAUACCUCCUUCAAAGCCCUGGGCACCACCUACCAGCCUCUCUCAGGCAAGACCUCCUACUUUCACCUGCUCACGUGGUCGCUCCCCUUCGUCCUCACUGUGGCAAUCCUCGCCGUGGCCCAGGUGGAUGGGGACUCCGUGAGUGGCAUCUGUUUUGUGGGCUACAAGAACUACCGAUACCGUGCUGGCUUUGUACUGGCCCCAAUUGGCCUGGUGCUUAUCGUGGGGGGCUACUUCCUCAUCCAAGGAGUCAUGACUCUCUUCUCCAUCAAGAGCAACCACCCGGGGCUGCUGAGCGAGAAGGCUGCCAGCAAAAUCAAUGAGACCAUGCUGCGCCUGGGCAUUUUUGGCUUCUUGGCCUUUGGCUUUGUGCUGAUUACCUUCAGCUGCCAUUUUUAUGACUUCUUCAACCAGGCUGAGUGGGAGCGCAGUUUCCGGGACUACGUACUAUGCCAGGCCAAUGUGACCAUUGGGCUGCCCACCAAGAAGCCCAUCCCUGACUGUGAGAUCAAGAAUCGCCCAAGCCUUCUAGUAGAGAAGAUCAACCUGUUUGCCAUGUUUGGAACUGGCAUUGCCAUGAGCACCUGGGUUUGGACUAAAGCCACUCUGCUCAUCUGGAGGCGCACCUGGUGCAGGCUGACUGGGCAGAGUGAUGAUGAGCCCAAAAGAAUCAAGAAGAGCAAGAUGAUUGCCAAGGCCUUCUCCAAGCGGCGUGAGCUACUACAGAACCCAGGCCAGGAGCUCUCCUUUAGCAUGCACACGGUCUCCCAUGAUGGGCCUGUGGCGGGUUUGGCUUUUGACCUCAAUGAGCCCUCUGCCGAUGUCUCCUCUGCCUGGGCCCAGCAUGUCACCAAGAUGGUGGCUCGGAGAGGAGCCAUAUUGCCCCAGGAUGUGUCUGUCACCCCAGUGGCAACUCCAGUGCCAGCAGAGGAACAAGCCAACCUGUGGCUGGUUGAGGCAGAGAUCUCCCCAGAGCUAGAGAAGCGCCUGGGCCGGAAGAAGAAGCGGAGAAAGAGGAAAAAGGAAGUGUGCCCCCUGGGGGCAGCCCCUGAUCUUCACCAUGCUGCCCCCGCCCUUGCUCCUGCCACCAGUGCAGUUCCUCGGCUGCCUCAGCUGCCCCAGCAGAAGUGCCUAGUGGCUGCGGGUGCCUGGGGAGCUGGAGAACCCUGCUGCCAGGGAGCCUGGACCCUGGUCUCUAACCCCUUCUGCCCAGAGCCCAGUCCCCAUCAGGACCCAUUUCUCUCCAGCGCCCCAGCCCCCAUGGCCUGGGCUCAUGGACGCCGCCAAGGACUGGGGCCCAUUCACUCUCGCACCAACCUGAUGGAAGCAGAGCUCAUGGACGCAGACUCAGACUUCUGAGCCUGCAGAGCAAGGACCUGGGAUAGGAAAGAGGAACAAAUACCACCGAGGCUCUUCUCUGAGUGCAUCUGUGGGAUCUUGUCUUCCACAGAACGCAUGGGUCCUCCCCUGUGAGUUCUAUGUGUCCAGCUCAAAGCAGCAGGACUGUGGGAAAGGGCUGAGUGUCUCCAUGGGUGACCUCACCCAGGGGUAGGGCCCUAGAGCUCAGAGUCCUCAUUUCUGCCCCACCAGCUACAGUCUGGCUGGCAGCAUUAGUCUCCAGCAGAGCUUAUGGUGGACAGUAAUGGCAGAGCCUCGGGUGACAGUACCCAGAGUGGGCUAUGGUAGCCAGGGAGAUAGCCAAGCCUGUGUCUGGCAGAUGAGGGAUUCUUGCCCUUUUCUCUGCCUAUGGGUACACUUUCCUGGUACUGUCAGACUAAAAGUGUUUAUUGUGUUCUUUGUCUAAAGUGGGGUAAGGGCUCCAGUUUCUCUCUUCCAGAUGGUUGUGAGGCCAGAAAUGCCUAUUCCUAUGGGGCUAUAAUCUGCCUGAACAGGAGGCACUACCCCCAAACCCCAUCUCACUGCCAAUCUCUUUCUGCUUCCUAUUUGUUGAUUGGGACCCAGAAUUACAGUACACACACACACACGCGCACACCCCUUGCCACUGAGUCCAUCUCCAGGUGAGAGAUUGGCUCAGCUCUAGAGCCUUGACCUGCAAGGGGUAGAAGCAAAGCAUAAGAGGUGCCUCCAGGCCCCUGAGAGACGUGUCAUCUCUGGAUCCUCUGACUAGAGGGGCUACCCCGAGAAGCUGCUGUAGCUACAGCCAGGAAGGAAAGAAAGCUUCUCUCAACUUCCACGACAGCAGAAGAGGCGAUUCCCACCUUUCAUGACCUUCAGCCAUAUCCCUAGCACCCCAUCCAUAUUCAAGAACCAGACAUCAGGAAGUCUUAGAAGCUGGUUGGUUUCCACAUCAGGGAUAGGGAUGGAAAGAAGAAAUAUAAACAGUAAAUAAAAGGUUUUUGUAUAAA
Molecule: messenger RNA, 3395 nt
Organism: Heterocephalus glaber (naked mole-rat)
Lineage: Eukaryota; Metazoa; Chordata; Mammalia; Rodentia; Bathyergidae
Gene: Smo
Product: smoothened, frizzled class receptor
Biological process (GO): commissural neuron axon guidance; pattern specification process; central nervous system development
Cellular component (GO): plasma membrane; dendrite; cilium
Molecular function (GO): transmembrane signaling receptor activity; patched binding
Source: RefSeq, a predicted model, not a curated record